Molecule: messenger RNA, 1819 nt
Organism: Pygocentrus nattereri (red-bellied piranha)
Lineage: Eukaryota; Metazoa; Chordata; Actinopteri; Characiformes; Serrasalmidae
Product: cytochrome P450 2F2-like
Exons: 9
Coding region: 50-1546 (498 amino acids)
Biological process (GO): xenobiotic metabolic process
Cellular component (GO): cytoplasm; intracellular membrane-bounded organelle
Molecular function (GO): iron ion binding; oxidoreductase activity, acting on paired donors, with incorporation or reduction of molecular oxygen, reduced flavin or flavoprotein as one donor, and incorporation of one atom of oxygen; heme binding
Source: RefSeq, a predicted model, not a curated record
UUAGUAUGAAGGGUUGAAGGCUGCGUAAUCAGUAUAACAGCAGAACACCAUGCUGGGCUCCUUGGUCCUUGCUUGGAUUUUCAUCUGCCUCCUGUUCUUCUUCAUCAGGAUCCAGAAGCCCAAGAACUUUCCUCCUGGACCCCUGCCUGUGCCCAUAUUUGGAAAUCUGAUUCAAUUGAACAUCACUAAUCCUCUGAAAGACUUUGAGAAGUUGGCUCAGUGCUAUGGGAACAUUUACAGCCUCUACUUUGGAGGAAGACCAGCAGUGGUUCUUACUGGUUUGAAGGCUGUGAAGGAAGCUCUGGUGACUAAGUCUGCAGACUUUUCAGGACGUCCACAAAACAUCCUGGUCACCAAUUUAAGGGAAGGGAAAGGACUUGUAUUUGUUGACUACGGUCUUCGAUGGAAGGAACAUCGCCGCUUUGCCUCCAUGACCCUGAGGAACUUUGGCAUGGGGAAGCGAUCCAUGGAGGACAGAAUUCUGGGAGAGACUAAACAUCUUGUUGCACGCUUGGAGAAAUGUGCUGGAGGCGUUACGAAUCCUCAGACUUUGUUCCAUGAUGCUGCAUCAAAUAUUAUCUACCUGGUUUUAUUUAACAAGCGAUAUGACUAUGAGGAUGACAACCACAAAAAACAUGUUCAAUGUUUCACUGAAAAUACAAAGAUUGUCAAUGGACCCUGGGGAAUGAUCCAUGAUAUGUUUCCUAUGCUGAGAUCCCUGCCACUUCCCUUUAAGAAGGCCUACAAAAAUAACUACAGAGUUGAGAAAAUGACUGCAAACAUGCUCAGCACACACAAGACAUCAAGGGUCCCAGGAGAGCCAAGAGAUUUUGUCGACUGCUAUCUGGAUGAGCUUGAUAAGGUAGUGUCAUAUGUUCAACAGAGAGGAGAUGAUGGAUCUUCCUUUGAUGAGGGACAGCUUGUGAGAUACAUUAUGGAUCUACAUAUGGCUGGGACAGAUACCACAUCCAACACCCUCUUAACAGCAUUCCUAUACCUCAUAACACAUAUAGACGUUCAAGAGAGAUGUCAGAAGGAGAUCGAUAAGGUUCUGGAGGGUAAAGCUCACGCAUCUUUUGAGGACAGACUCAAAAUGCCAUACACACAGGCCGUCAUCCAUGAGUCUCAGCGUAUCGCCAUUACUGUCCCUCUGAGUGUGUUUCACUGCACCAGUAGAGAUACUGAACUGAUGGGUUACAGCAUCCCAAAGGGCACCAUCAUCAUCCCAAACCUCGCCUCAGUACUGAGUGAGGAAGGCCAGUGGAAGUUUCCUCAUGAGUUCAAUCCAGCUAACUUCCUGAAUGAGCAGGGACAGUUUGAGAAGCCAGAGGCCUUCCUACCCUUUUCAGCUGGGCCUCGUACAUGUGUCGGUGAAGGUCUGGCUCGCAUGCAGCUCUUCCUCAUCUUGGUCACUCUGCUGCGUCGGUUCCAGUUCUUCUGGCCUGAAGAUGCAGGAGAACCAGACUAUACUCCUGUAUAUGGACUCACGCUCACACCCAAACCAUACAGGAUGGGGGUCCAUCUGAGACAGCCGGCUACAAUAUGAUUCCAAAUAUCUGUGUAAUGACAAUUUCUCUGUAAAUGUGUACAAGAGUUUACAGUAAGGAUUGUAUCAACUUGAUUGUUCGAUCAACUAUUAUGAAUCCAAAUACUUUUGGCUUAGUUUAGGAUCUUCGAGGAACACAUUCACCCGUUAGAUUGCUGGUGCAGCUGUGUUCUAUAGCUACAAACUUCACCAGCCUCAUCAUAAUCCUCUCAUUAGCAUAUUUGUAUAUUGAUCCAUGAUAAUUAAAAGCUGUUUCAUGACAUAUGAAAGAAA